Molecule: messenger RNA, 249 nt
Organism: Coccidioides immitis RS
Lineage: Eukaryota; Fungi; Ascomycota; Eurotiomycetes; Onygenales; Onygenaceae
Exons: 4
Coding region: 1-249 (82 amino acids)
Source: RefSeq, a predicted model, not a curated record
AUGGAUUGCAAGGCACACUAUAAUAUGCUAAAGAGAAUUCAAGCAAAACAUGGACAGAAUAGCAGUGAGAAGGAUUGCAAGACAAUUAAAGAUAAAGUUAUUGAAGAGUUAAUAAUCAAAUCAAAACAAGCCAGACACAGCAUCCUAUUACUCUCAUCUGCUCCAGAGAAGAUGAAGAAAGAUGAUUUUGAGAUUGUGGUGUUCUCUGAUGAGAAUGAUGAGAAGGACAAUGAGAUGGAGAAUAAUUAA